Carlito syrichta (Philippine tarsier) is the source of this 1264-nucleotide messenger RNA. It is a transcript of the gene MRPL9, whose product is annotated as mitochondrial ribosomal protein L9. The transcript is spliced from 7 exons. Gene Ontology annotation, molecular function: structural constituent of ribosome. NCBI's taxonomy places the organism in Eukaryota, Metazoa, Chordata, Mammalia, Primates, Tarsiidae. The record is from RefSeq and is a predicted model, not a curated record. Gene Ontology annotation, biological process: translation. Gene Ontology annotation, cellular component: mitochondrion; ribosome. The coding region runs from base 85 to 891 and encodes 268 amino acids.
GGCGCGCCGCGGGCAGCCCCGCGGGGGCCUUUCUGCCUCCGGACGCCGGGGUCCUGACUCGUGUCUCCCGCGGAGCCCGGGAACAUGGCGGCCGCCUCCGUCGCGGCCGCGGGUGCGUCCUUGCUGCGGGCGGGCGCUGAGCGGCUGCUGCAAGGAGGCGUCCGGGCGCUACUCCGGCCGCGACUCGAAGGGGCCGCCCCCGGCCUGGAGCGCGGCUUCAGCCUCUCUCGAAGUUGGGGCACGGUCAUCGUGGAGCGCUGGUGGAAGGUGCCGCUGGCCGGGGAGGGCCGGAAGCCGCGCCUGCACCGUCGACACCGCGUCUAUAAGCUCGUGGAGGACACGAAACACCGGCCCAAAGAAAACCUGGAGCUCAUCCUCACGCAGUCUGUGGAGGAACUUGGAGUCCGAGGUGACCUGGUCUCAGUGAAAAAAUCUGUGGGUCGUAAUCAACUCCUUCCUCAGGGACUGGCUGUAUACGCAUCCCCUGAAAACAGGAAGCUGUUUGAAGAGGAGAAAUUGCUGAGACAAGAAGGAAAAUUAGAGAGGCUCCAGACCAAGGCAGGUGAGGCGACAGUGAAAUUUCUGAGAAGCUGUCGCCUGGAGGUAGGCAUGAAAAACAAUGUCAAAUGGGAGCUGAACCCUGAAAUAGUUGCCCGCCACUUCUUCAAGAAUCUUGGUGUUGUGGUUGCCCCACAUGCCUUAAAGUUACCAGAAGAGCCUAUCACCCGGUGGGGCGAGUACUGGUGUGAGGUGACAGUAAAUGGGCUUGACACUGUGAGAGUGCCGAUGUCUGUGGUGAACUUUGAGCGGCCCAAGACAAAAAGAUAUAAGUACUGGUUAGCUCAGCAAACUGCCAAGGGCAUGGCCCCCAUUACCUCCCAGACAAGAUAAACCUACUCUCCCUCCAAAGAAGCAAAGCAUAAUCAGAAGAAGAGUCGAACAAAAAUGGGCCAGCACCCUGAUCUCACUUGUUGCUCUGACCAAAUGUGGAAUGCUAGAGGACAUGUGGAGACAUCAGACUGAACUGCAUAUACAGGGUGAAUUCUCCAUAUCUGCCAUCUUUGUCUUUAACUGUCAUCACAUCCAGCCUUAUCCUGCUCAAGAAGUACCAAGCCAUAGAUUUGAUAAGCUGGAUACAGUGGACUGAAACAGUCCUUGGAACAAGCAGAAGAGCUAGCCAUUGUCUCCGAUAUUUGGCUCAUACUGAUCAUCCAAAUGGAACAUUUGUAUCUCAAGCAGAAAUAAAGAGAUUGUGUUCCUUCUA